Molecule: messenger RNA, 1507 nt
Organism: Bacillus rossius redtenbacheri
Lineage: Eukaryota; Metazoa; Arthropoda; Insecta; Phasmatodea; Bacillidae
Gene: Kdsr
Product: 3-ketodihydrosphingosine reductase
Exons: 7
Coding region: 168-1160 (330 amino acids)
Biological process (GO): sphingolipid biosynthetic process
Cellular component (GO): endoplasmic reticulum membrane
Molecular function (GO): 3-dehydrosphinganine reductase activity
Source: RefSeq, a predicted model, not a curated record
CCCUUAUCUAUGGUCAUGACUCAUGGGUUUUUGUAAACAAUGCGAGUGCCGAAUGUUUGAAUACGGGUUGUGUCAAUUAAAUUAAGUACAACGAUGUUUAGUGACGUGCGGUUAUGGCCCACUUUGUUUUAGUGUCACCUAUGUUUGUCAGUUAAAAAUUUUAAACUAUGGCUUGUUUAUUUAUGGUGGCUUUUUUAUUUGUAUUAUUAUUGUUAGUUUUGAAGAAAUUAUUAUGGAGACGUGGUCAUAAGUCCUUAGAAAACUUACACGUUGUUGUGACCGGUGGUUCGAGCGGUAUAGGCAAGAGCGUGGCUGUGGAGGCGGCGCGGAGAGGGGCUCACGUCACGCUCGUGGCCAGGGACGUGGAGAGGCUGGAGGCUGCCAAGGUCGAGGUCGUCAGGAGCUGCCUGCACCCCGAGAGACAGAAAGUGCAAUACGUAUCAUUGGAUGUCAGUGACAACUACGAAGCUAUCGAAAGAGCCUUGCUGUGUGCAGAAGAUGAUGUGGGACCUAUAUACAUGCUUGUCAACUGCGCUGGGACAGCAGUUUGUGGCAGACUGGAGGAUAUGACUGUCGCUGACAUCAAGAUGCUGGUGAGCCUCAACGUCCUGGGCACGGUGUACCCCACGCGGGCCGUCGUGCCGCUCAUGAAGCAGCGCAAGAGCGGCUGCGUGGUGCUGGUGGCGUCGGAGGCGGCCAUGCUGGGCGUCUACGGCCUCGGCGUGUACAGCGGCACCAAGUUCGCGGUGCGGGGGCUGGCCGAGGCCCUCCACAUGGAGGCAAAGCCAUACAAUGUGUCGGUGACGUUGUGUCUGCCUCCUGACACUGACACUCCGGGGUUCGCAGUUGAAGAGCAGAGCAAACCCAUCGAAACUAAACUAAUUUCUGAAUCCGGAGGUUUGGUGGCACCAGAAGUGGUUGCAAAACAAAUGGUCUCUGAUGCACUGAGAGGUAAGUUCUUCAGCACCGUUGGCUCAACGGGACUGAUGCUGAGACUGGUGUGUGCUGGUAUGUCGCCAGCCUCGUCCCUGGCAGAGGCUGUCAUGCAGGUAUGCUUCAUGGGACUGCUACGAAUUGUUUCGCUGGGGUAUCUUUUCUACUUCAAGCACAUCAUUUCAAAAUGUAUGAAGAAUCGGGAAAAGACUAAGAAAUUGGAAUGAUUGCUGGCAACGAUACAUAUCUUUCUUAUACAUUCCAGUUUUUUUUAGUAUUGUAUUUUAAUACUACAAAGAGCACAAUUUAAUGCAUUUGCUUUGUACUAAAACAUUGUGUGAUGUUUUGCCUUAUAGUGUGCUAAGAGUUUUAUCAAAUGAGUGUAAACGUCCUUUGCAAAAGUAAUUUUAAAGCAAAGUUAGGAGAUACCAAAGAAAUCAUACUGCUGUUGAGCACUCGACAUGAAACUGGGUCUUAGUACCUGGGAUGGUAAAUUAUGAUGUACAUUUAGGCUUGUAAAAUGUUCUGUACUGCAGCAGUAGAAAGUAUUUGAGUAAAGUAUUCAAAUAAGGUA